Messenger RNA from Macrosiphum euphorbiae (potato aphid), 312 nucleotides. The record is from the annotation of a GenBank genome assembly. NCBI's taxonomy places the organism in Eukaryota, Metazoa, Arthropoda, Insecta, Hemiptera, Aphididae.
AUGAGGUGCCUCUAUAUUAUUAUCCGUGUCCCCGUCCGCGAGACGACGACGCCGCCGCACCACACGCCGCCGCAGGAAAAGAAAACGGCUUCUGCUUGUGGUGCCAGUGCGGGUGUUGUGCGUCGGUUGACGAAGGGUGGUGAGAGAGCAAGUAGUAGCGCACCCCCUCCCAUUGGACGAACAGCCGAUCGAUGGGCCGUCCCGGGUGCCAACGGACGCGUCCUGUGGGCGGCACCGGUGCUCGGGGCGACAACGCCAUCGACGCCGCCGCCGUGGCCGUCCCACGCGACUUGUGCAGUCGUGGUGUUGUAG